Molecule: messenger RNA, 904 nt
Organism: Mizuhopecten yessoensis (Yesso scallop)
Lineage: Eukaryota; Metazoa; Mollusca; Bivalvia; Pectinida; Pectinidae
Exons: 5
Coding region: 103-711 (202 amino acids)
Source: RefSeq, a predicted model, not a curated record
ACGUCAUGACUUUGUUGCUAAACUGCCUGGCAACUUGUAAGGUGGAGAUGAUCAGUCUCUCUCCUAAUUUUUAAUUUGUAUUACAAUUCUUGGAUUACCACAAUGACUAUCAGGUUACUCUUGAUAUUUGUGGUAAUGCUGUGCGCUGUGCAUCAAGCUCCUGCUGUAUAUCGGGACCUUGCGUGCGUGGAACCCGAGCCAGGAUAUGCCCCAAGAUUGUUCCAUUAUUUCACCGCAUCUGGAAUUGAGAAAGUAUGCCCAGCGCCUGCCGAUCUCAUACGGCGAAUAGGAAAUGAAGUAUUCUGUAUCCUACUAAGUAAGCUUCUAGCCCUGCUGUUGGGCUAUGUGCCGUCUAUUGGAAACAUCGCCAGAGAGAAAUGGUCAGCCAUGGUGUCAAUGUUCCAAGGAUGGAGAGCUCGCCCGUCCCGCUGUCGUCACUGCGGAACUACCCCUUGUCAAGUCAAAAUGAAAUGCCUAUGGAUGCCCUCCGGACCUCGUAAGAGGAGCAAAGCCAACUUCACGGAGCGGUCAAAGGCAAUGAUGCUGUUCAGCUAUGGACUGGAGUUGUCUGUCCAGUUGACCAAGGAGCUGCCACAGGACGACCUGUACUGGCAGAGGAAAUUCUGUGAUCAAUUUGAGGAGAAGCAUAUGGUUCUGUUCCCACUGUGCAUCCAGCGUCAGGUCAACCUCUGGUACCCUGUUCCUCCCUAGAUUAUUGCCCCAGUGUCCGAGAAGAUGGUUGACGAUGGUGUGAUAACAGGCAUAUCGAUCAAAGUUUUGAUUCGGUGCGCCUUGAUCAUUCAAUUAUUUGUCUUUGUCACGGUCAGUUCUUGACCACGGCUAAUGACUGAUUCUAACACUGUGCAUCAUGAUACCGUCAAGUGGUCUUCUUACGAAGAAUUCU